Molecule: messenger RNA, 1530 nt
Organism: Sinocyclocheilus anshuiensis
Lineage: Eukaryota; Metazoa; Chordata; Actinopteri; Cypriniformes; Cyprinidae
Product: diphosphoinositol polyphosphate phosphohydrolase 1-like
Exons: 6
Coding region: 171-683 (170 amino acids)
Biological process (GO): diadenosine hexaphosphate catabolic process; diphosphoinositol polyphosphate metabolic process; diadenosine pentaphosphate catabolic process
Cellular component (GO): nucleus; cytoplasm
Molecular function (GO): endopolyphosphatase activity; diphosphoinositol-polyphosphate diphosphatase activity; bis(5'-adenosyl)-pentaphosphatase activity
Source: RefSeq, a predicted model, not a curated record
UUUGCGCAGAGCUCAGCGUAAUGGCGUCUGCGCGAGACAAGCGCACUAGACUCUCAAAAUGAAGCGACGGAGGGACUAUAUAUGUUAGCAGAGGGCCUUUAGAAGGGUUUGUGGGCGCGGGAUCGCAGUGAGACUUGACGGCGGUGGAGGACUUUGAUCUGCUGAGCGCGAUGAUAAAACUGAAGUCCAGCCAGACGCGCACGUAUGACCGAGACGGCUAUAAACAGCGCGCGGCCUGCCUGUGCUUCCGCAGCGAGCGCGAGGAGGAGGUGCUGCUGGUGAGCAGCAGCAGUCAUCCGGACCGAUGGAUCGUUCCUGGAGGAGGCAUGGAGCCCGAGGAGGAGCCCAGUGCUGCUGCUGUCAGGGAGGUGUGCGAGGAGGCGGGAGUAAAAGGCACAUUAGGAAGAUUGGUAGGCGUUUUUGAGAACCGAGACCGAAAGCAUAGAACGUAUGUCUAUGUUCUCAUCGUAACCGAGGUUCUGGAGGACUGGGAGGAUUCAGUAAAUAUUGGGAGGAAGAGAGAGUGGUUUAAGACAGAAGAUGCCCGGCGUGUGCUGCAGUGUCACAAACCUGUGCAAGCAUCUUACUUCGAAGCCCUUCAGCAGGACUGUAUGACCAGCAACGGCACGUCUCUGGUGGCCACUUACAACAUUAAUCAAAACUCUCUCUCCAGCAUCAGAUAACCACCACAACAAGCACAGAAGCCUCGGCGAAAUUCUCCAGCAUUUUUCUCCUACUGCAACUACUAUCACUUCUUUUUUAUUUCAGCACACUAAUGGCUACAUCAAAUGAAAGCUGAUUGCCUUACCAGCCUUUUUUAGUGUUCAGAUGAAGAUCACAGUCUGGGGUCACAGUGAGAUAAAAGUCGUAGAAUACUUCGCUAAUGACAUUUUAAUGAAUACUUGCAUGAGAUUCUCUUCCUUAUGCCAGGUUACCUGAAUGCAACCUCGCUUUACUAUUGUGUCUUGAAAUAAGUAGUGUUUGUCAUGAUGUUGUGGCCCUUUCAUUCUGCAGUGUUUGCAUUUAGCCUCUAUGGAUAUGCUGUUAAAUAGAGUUGGUUGAAUUUGUUUUUUUUUGUUGCAUGCAUUGCAUAUUCAUAGUUAUUUAAACUGCUAAACAAAAGAGAGAUUGCGUCUUAAAUUGAUCAAAGUAGUUGAAAUGUUAGUCUUAUUGCCAAUAUUACAUACUCGCGUUGGGAAUUUCUCUCAGAUGCAGCUACUGUCAGGUUCGUUUUCAAGAGCAAAUUUGCAAAAUGUUCAGAUGUCGAUGGGGUUUACUGGUUUGGUAGUGCACCACUUUUACCAUUCAAGCUGGUUUUGAUUGUGAUUGAAGGAACGUCUAGUGUGGUGGUUUUUCUGGUUCUGCAAUCCCAGAUGUCCUGGUUUUCAUGUGCACCAUUUAUUUAAAGGUGCAGUCCGUAAGUUUUGCCUCUUUGUUGCCAUCUCUGUUUGAAAACCUGGAAUUGCAGCUGUGUGAGGUAUUAUCUAGCUUGCGUGGAUUGUGCUCCGGCGCAGCCCCAGUGCGGAUGAA